GAGCAGGGAGGCGGUGCUGCUCUCCCAGGAUGGAGGCCUGGAUUGCCGCGCCCCGCCGCGCCAGCACCCGUGCCCCUCUGCUUCUGCCCCUACUGCUGCUGCUGCUGCUGCUGCUGUGGAGACCCCCAGGCUGCUCAGGCACGCUUGACGCCUCAGAAGCACCCGCUGUAACCAUUUCGGCCAUCCAGGACAAACCCAGCGUUACCUGCACCCUCAGCACCAGCUGUUUGUCAGACAGUCCUCCAGUACGCCAGCUUGGCACCCAGACCUCACCCGAGACUACGGUCCAGGUGUUACCUUCCUGCGGUAUCUCCAAGGAGCGGGACCCUACCCUCAGGGACCCAGAGGCCAUGGCCCGGCGGUGGCCGUGGAUGGUCAGUGUGCGGGCCAACGGCUCUCACAUUUGUGCUGGUACCCUCAUUUCCUCCCGGUGGGUGCUGACCGUGGCCCACUGCCUGAUCAAGAAGGACGUCCACUACACGGUGCAGAUGGGGGCCCCGUGGUUGAACCGGGAGGCAGACACCAUCUCUGAAGUCGCCGUGACCCAGGUCAUAGUGAACAGCAGGUUCCGGGCCCAGCGAUACUGGUCCUGGAUUGGCCGCGCCAAUGACAUCGGCCUCCUCAAGCUGCAGCGGGCCUUCGUGUACAGCAAGUACAUCUGGCCCGUCUGCCUGCCUGGCACCGACUUCGCUGUGAAGGAGCAGAGAGUGUGCACCGUGACGGGCUGGGGGCUUUCCAGGGCCAACAGCACGUGGCCCCAGUACCAGACCAUUCAGGAGAAGGAAGUCACCAUCAUGAGCACCAAGGAGUGCGAGACCUUCUACCACAGGUUCUCCAGAAUGCCCAGGGUGGUUCGCAUCGUCAACCCCCAGAUGCUGUGUGCUGAGGACAAGGACAGGGAGGAGUUCUGCUAUGAGGAAUCUGGCGAGCCCCUGACCUGCCUCUCAGGGGGCACAUGGUACCUUCUGGGGAUGGUGAGCUGGGGUGCAGGCUGCAAGAGCGAGGCUCCGCCCAUCUAUCUGCAAGUCUCCUCCUACCACCAGUGGAUCUGGGACAUAAUCAACAACCAGCAGCCCGGGAGCCCACCUGCCCCCUCCAGGGCCCUGCUGCUGGCACUCCUGCUGCCUCUCAGCCUCCUCCCUGCACUGUGUCACUGA
Ochotona princeps (American pika) is the source of this 1157-nucleotide messenger RNA. RefSeq names its product serine protease 50 (gene PRSS50). Bases 30 to 1157 code for a protein of 375 amino acids. The transcript is spliced from 6 exons. Gene Ontology annotation, molecular function: serine-type endopeptidase activity; threonine-type endopeptidase activity. Gene Ontology annotation, cellular component: endoplasmic reticulum. The record is from RefSeq and is a predicted model, not a curated record. NCBI's taxonomy places the organism in Eukaryota, Metazoa, Chordata, Mammalia, Lagomorpha, Ochotonidae. Gene Ontology annotation, biological process: proteolysis.